Messenger RNA from Gigantopelta aegis, 8645 nucleotides. Its product is annotated as golgin subfamily A member 4-like. The record is from RefSeq and is a predicted model, not a curated record. Gene Ontology annotation, biological process: Golgi vesicle transport. The transcript has 24 exons. NCBI's taxonomy places the organism in Eukaryota, Metazoa, Mollusca, Gastropoda, Neomphalida, Peltospiridae. Gene Ontology annotation, cellular component: Golgi apparatus. Gene Ontology annotation, molecular function: small GTPase binding. The coding region runs from base 88 to 7338 and encodes 2416 amino acids.
AUACGUGGCCGGUAUUCGAUUAUCCAAUAUGUAUACCGAUAUAUGAAUGACAGCCGUUAGGUCUGACUAUAUAACAGGUAGAACACCAUGUUUAAAAACCUGAGAAAAAAAUUCGAGCAAGGAGUUGCACAGAGUCCACUAGCUUUGAGAUCAGCAGUUGAGGCAAUAACGAAGUCUGAUGCGGAUGUUCCUGUCUCAGACAGUAAGGACCAUGAGGCUGACACGGACAGAGGGGGUGGAGAUGGUCCACAGGCUCGGGCUGCAUCUCAGGAGGCGUCGGCUGUAUCCGGGGAGGAGGUCCCCACUGAUCAGCUUGUGGAUGUUUCACUGAUGGAGGAACCAGAUGACUCACAGUAUGAGACUGUUUCUGAUACAACUCCAACUACAUCACGGUCUCGGACAUCAUCAUUCAGUUCAGUAGCCAGUGACAGCUCAUUCUAUCAAAACCCCAUCAGCUUUGCCCAGCCACAGUACAUUCCGUCGGAUGUCGAAAGUGAGGUGGAGGAGUCGCCAGACAGCCUCGACUCAAUCAGCAAAGAAGAUUUGUACACGUACAUCAAGAAGUAUGAACGGCGAGCCAUCAAGUACAAAACUAAAUUUUUAGAGCUUGCCACUGUGUAUAAAGAUAUGAUUCAAGAAAGAGAAAAAAUCAAGAAUGCACUUGCUCAAAGCCAGGACCGUGCCUUUCGUCGCAUCUCGGAACUGAAAGAGCAGAUUCAGUUGGACCAGGCUGCUAAAAGAGACUUGGAGGAAAACUACAAUUUUAUUCUAGAGGAGAAGGAGGAAUACAUUAAAGUGCUACACAUGCAGGUGGAUCUACUAAAACAAGGCAAAGCUGUGCCUCCAGAACUGCAAGAAAAGCUGAUUUCCAAAAUUAAGACUUCCACACCAAAGAGUUCACAAAAACAUGGCACUGAGGUAGACCACUUGAAUGAAAAGGUGAAGCGUUUGGAAGGUUUAUUGAGUCGGUGCAAGGAAACCAUCAAGAAUCUGAAGGAGAAGAACAUCCACGUGGCCGAAGAGAAGGAUGACCUCAAACAGAAACUGCUGACUCUGGAACAUGAAUCAGAGAAAUUCAAGCUGGGAGGAAUGAGUUCCCCGCCGGACACCAGUAAACUGCAGAAUCAGAUCAAACAAGCCCGACAGAUGAUUGAGCAGCUUGAGAAGGACCGCGAGAUCGCCAUAGCUGGGGUGAAGCAGCAGUUCCACGAGCAGAUUGCUGAGAAGGACGAGGACCUGCAGCGCACACGGCAGCAGUGUCAGCAGGCCAUGGAGGAUGUCGCGCACCUCAACGACAUGCUGCACAAACUAGAGAAAGCGGGCCAAGAACAGCUUGAUAAAUCCCGGGAAAUAAUAAAAAAGUUAAAUGAAGAGAAAAAGCAGAUAAAAAGUGAUAUGGAAGCGAAGUUAUUAGCUGCUGAACAAAGUUUAGAAGACGAGAAGCAGAAUCUCAUUCAAGAGAUAAAGCGUGGCAAAACUGAGGCCAUUCAUCUGAUGCAGCAAGAAAUGGAGCAAAAGGAAGCAAGUCAUGUGGAAGACAGUAUCAAAGAAAGGGAUCAGAUUUGGCAGACUAAGAUGUCCGACCAGGAGAAAGCUCACCAAGAGGCAGUCAGUGCCAUGGAAAGACAAAUAACACAAAUGCAGGAUGAAAUAAGAAGACAGUUAGAGGAAAAGGACCGACAGAUGCAGUUAGCUGUUGAAGAAUGUCAGCUGCAGAAAAUGUCGGCAUUGUCAGGGCUUGAUACUCAGAAAGAUGAACUUCAAGCAUACAUUGAAAAACUCAACUCUGAGAAAAUUGAAUUGAAAAACCAGAUAGACAAGCUUUUGGAGGACAGAGACACAAUGGAGGGUCAAUUACAACUUGAAAUGGACAACAUUAAACUGAAAUACGAGAGGGAACUGUCCGAGUUGAAGUCGGCACAUGCUCAAGAGGUACAGUGUGUCCGCACUGAGCAGCUUGAGACCUCACAGUCUUUACAGGAAGCCACAUCAGAACAGGAAACUUACUAUCAGUCUCAAAUGGAAGCCAUAAAAAAGAGUUCAGAUAAAUGUUUGGACGAGAAGAAAAAGGAACUGGAGAACUCAGAAGAACAACUCAAAGAGGCAAGGGCUUCCCUUGAGGAGAAAGAACGUGAGCUCCAAAGGAGAACUGAAGAAUAUGAAAGUCAGAUUACGAAAUUAGAACAGAUACUGCAAGAAAAAGAAUACACAAAUCAGAAAUUGCAAAAAGACAUUAUUAACAUACAAACCGAUUUUGAAAGUAAAAAGUGUUGUUUGGAACAACACAUUGUUGAACUGACAGCAGAAAUAAAAGGUUUGGAAGAAUGUAAAGCAAAACUUGAAAGUGAUUUUCACCAGCUUGUGGAUCAGACGGACACCUUGCGCUCUGAACAUGAAAUAAACAUGAAAAACAUGUCUGAAGAGAAAGAACAGUUUAUUGAUAAAAUCAGAAACCUUGAAACAGUCAAGCAGCAACUGGAACAACAAGUUGAAACUUUAAGUAAAUUUGCUGAAGAGAAAACUGAAUUGCUUUCUCUCAUUGAGUGCAAAGAAAGAGAAAUAGUGAGUCUUGAAAAGCAGUUGGAACAUUUGAAAAAGAACAUUGACGAGAAAGGUUUAGAGGUUGAGAGGAUGCUGAAGGAAUCUGCAUCUGGAAUGCAGGAUAGUGAGCAGAAGGCUCAACAGAAAAUCCACGAACUAGAAGACCAGCUAAAUGCACUCCGCCAACAGUUGGAGACAGUAGCUUCUGAAAAAGAAUUUAUAUUACUAGAGAAAGGAGAUCUUGAUGCAAGACUAGUGGAAAAAGACAAUAACAUUAUGCAGUUAAAGGAGAUGGUGAGAAGUCUUGAGAAUUGUCAGAGUGCCGUUGAAGGUGAAAAAUCUGAUCUUGAAUCAAAGCUUGUCACUUUGGAAGGGAUGUUGGAAAACUUGCAAAUGACUAAAUCUGAGUUGACUACAAAACUGGAGGAAAGUAGUAAAUUGUUAGAUAAACAAGCAUCAGAAGACAAGGUGGUGUAUGAAAACAGAAUUGCUUUUCUCGAGAAAGACCUCUCUGAAUGCAUGCAGAAAGUAGCUGAAAAUGAAAAAUAUAUUUCCUCCAAAGGUGAUGAGGUGUUGGCUUUAAGAACUGCAAUUGAUGAUAACUCUGAAUACAUUAAGAGUCUAGAAUCAAAAGUCAAUGACUUGGAGCAGAAUUUGCAGCAGACGGUUGCUGCCCUGAAUGAGAAAUCUGCAGAAUUAACAAAAAGUGUUGAGAAAUUUAACCAACUUAAAGCUGAAGCAAAAAGUAAAAUAAAAGAACUACGACAAUCUUUGGAGCAGACGAACAUUAAACACGAGGAAGAGAUUUCAAAUAAAGGGAAAGAAUAUCAGGAACAACUCUCGGUUAUUAAAGGGGAACAGGAAGAGAUUAUCAAACAGCUUUCUGAUCAGUUGGCUAGUUUAAAAGAGCAGCUAAGUGUGGAUCAAGGAAUUAAUAAAAACAUGGAAGAAAGUUUCAAACUGCAGUUUGAAGAACAGAAAGCCAAAUAUAAAGAGACAAUUGACCGAAUGAAGAAAAAAUUUGAGGAGAAAAUAAAAGAAAAAGAAAGCGAGCUGCAUGAAUUGUUUGAGAAGGAAGUUGUUGGUGUGGAAGAUGUUAGAAAAAGGCUCGAAUCAGCCAGUGCUGAGCAACUACAGCAGCAGGCCAGUGAACACCAGAUGAACAUAGACAAACUGACAAGUGAGUGGGAAACUAAGAUAGAAGAAAUUAAACAAAUUAAUGAAACAGUGCAGGAGGAAAUGAAGAAGUUGCACCAAGAAGCCGUGAAUGAAUUAGAGUUGAAACACACUUCCAAAUUAGAUUCUCUAAAGGCAUCGUAUGAAAGUCAGAUAAAUUCCUUACAGAGUGAACUGGACCAACUGAAGUCUGAAUUAUUGACUGUUCAAGAUCUUUUGCAAGAAAAAGAAAAUAUCUUAACAGAAUCAAAUGCUGAAACUUCAGAAACAUACCAGAAGUUUCAAAGUGAUAUUGAGAGGCUAAAAGAUGACCUUUCUAAGAAGGAUAUAAAGUUAGAGGAAUUAGAAAAAUCAUUUGAAGAGAAAGAGAGGUUAAUUAGAGAUACGGAAAACCUGACUGGUGAACGGAAAACACAAAAUGAAGAAAUCUGUGAAAAGUUUGAAAGUGAGUUACAAGAAAAAGAUGUAAAAAUUCAAGAAAUGGGUGUCAAUGUAUUGCGAUUGGAGUCAGAGUUGUCUUCCAUGGAAGAAAUGUUAAAAGCACUAAAUUCUGUAUCGGAGGAAAAGGAUGAGGAAAUUCGGAAGAUUAAAGAGGAAUGUGUCGAGCAUCAGACUCGUAUUCAGGACUUGCAAAACAAAUUAGCUGAAGCAGAAAAUAACUGGAAGAAUAUUCAAUAUGAUAAGAAGGAACAUGAAGGCGUUCUGUCACAGUUGCAUGAAGAGCAUGCUUCGGUGAUUUUCAACUUGAAGACAGACUUUGAUGAGCAGCUGAGAUGCAAAGAAAAGAUUUGUGAACAAAUUCAGGGAAAGGUUACAGAAUUUGAAGAAAAGGUGAAAACAACUGAAGAAAGAUUAGCAGAGAGUAUUCAGAAUUAUGAGACAAGAAUUCAAGAUUACCAACUGAAGCUGGAGUGUCAAGACAAUUCAGCAAAAGAAGAAAUUAGCCAACUGAAACAGCGCUGUGCCGAUCUGGAACAUGAGGCUCACUUGAAGUGUGAAGAGUUACAAACAUCAUUGAAUCACGAAGCUAAAGAGAGUGAAGAAUCUCUUCUGGAACAACUACACACCAGUAGGCAAGAUGUGGAGCAGGUCAAGAAGAAGGCAGAUGAAAUAAAGCAGAAGUUUGUUGUUAAGAUGAAAGAAUUCCAAGCAGAGGCCAAAUCAAAGAUUACUGCCCUUCAAGAUAAAUUAUUGCAGGAAGUGUCGGAAAAGGAAGAUAUUUCAUCGGAGUUAUCUCAUGCCAAUACCCGCUUGCUACAGUUGCAGGAACAUUCAGGUUUAUCAAAGGACACUAUUAUUGAUCUUGAAAAGAAGUGUGAAGAUUUGGUACAAACUGUUGAAUUAAAAGAUAGUGAACUAGCUAAAUUAACUGAAGAAUCAAACAACAGAGUUGAAGUGAUCAAAAACUUGAACUUGUCUCUCGAAAAUAAUGCUGCUGAGAUUGAACAUUUAAAACAGAGUUUAUGUGAUACUCAAGACACCAUUGAGAAAUUGAGAAAUGAUUGUGCUAACAAAAACAGUGAAAUUGAACAUCUCACAAAUAACUGUGAGAAGCAAACGCAGCAGCUUCAAGAACUGACUUCCAGUCAGGAAAUGUUUUCUCAGAAGUUGACUACACAUCUUGAAGAAAAAGAAGAGACACUACGUGAAAAACUUUGUUGUAUUCAGAAACUGGAAGAGAAGUGUCAGGAUGCUCAGAAAACAAUUACUGAUCUUGAAGAACAAGUUGACAGUUGGAGAAAGAAGUUUGAUGAAAACUCACAGCAUGUUCAAGAGUUGUCUGGUUCUGUUGAAUGCUUGAAGGAAUCGACCAAAGCAUAUGACGAUAUGAAAGAUCAACUUGAACAACUGCAGGUAGAAAAUAAUAAGUUAAAAGAAGAACAUGGCAGACAGCUGGAAGAAAUGCAAGAGAAACAUUCUGUGGACUUAAGAGAGCUAACUACAAAGCUUGAUGCAGAAAGCAACAAAAAGGUAGCAGACUACAAGAAACGAGCAGAAGCAUACAUCACACAAGUUAAGAAACAACUCGGUGAGGAAAAGGAAGCUGAUGUUGCUAAACAUCAAGAAAUUAUCUCGAAACAUGAAGCACAAAUUAGCAAUUUGAUGUUACAGCUUGAAGAAUAUGCUAAAGAUAAAGAAGGCUUAUUGAAUGACUUAGAUCAACUUAAAGAAAAAUCUGAAACGGAACAUCAGUCCAAAGACCAGUCUAUCCAGCAAGCAUUGCAGCAAAUAGAACUGUGUAAAACUGUGGAGAGUGAUCUCAGAAGUAACAUGGACCAGCUGAGAUUAGAAAAGUCAGAACUCGGUGAUAAACAUAGUGUGAUAUCAAAAGAAUACGAUCAGUUAAAGUUGCAAUUUGAGCAGUCUGUGGAAAAGCUAAACACAGAAAAAAGUGUGUUACAAAAGCAGGUUGCAGACAUUGAAAGAGAGAAGAUAGAACUUGCAGAGAUGAUGGAAAAUCAACAUUCAUCUGAAGUGGAGAAACUGAAGAACGAUUUUGAAGAUCAGCUGCAGGCGAGAGAUGAUGAACAGACAGUGAAAAUCAAACAACUUGUUAAGGAGAUGAAUUUGAAAUUAGCUGAGAAGGAGAGAGAAUUUGAGCAGACCUUUUCAAACGCAGUUGACAAGAGUGAGCGAGGGGAGUCACGGCUGGUGAAGGAGCACCAGGACCUGGUGGAAGAGCUGUGGAACGAUCUGCAUGAGAAGGAAGAAAGAAUUGAAGAGAUCCAGCACGAAUACGAAGAAAAACUCCAGGAAAAGGACAAACAUAUGUUGCAGCAGAUAGCAGCACUGCAGGAGGAAAUUACCAAGUUGAAAAGUCGUCACCAGGUUGAGUUGUAUGAAUUAGAAGAAAAGUUUAAACUCACCCACAAAAAGAGUCUGAUAGAAAAAGAAAAAAAUCACCAGGAGGAAGUAACUGCAUUAACUCAAGAGUGGAAUUGUGAAAGGAAGUUUGAAGUUCCGUGUGCACAGUUUGGUCUCCAUUCUUGUGAUGUUCCACCAGUUAAUGAGGAGAUGGUACAACAGAAUCAGCUUGCUCUGACUGCUGUUCAGGCUGGAUCUAACAGUGGUGACCUUCUGAGGGACAGAGUUGUGCAACUCACCAAACAGAUGGAGCACAUUCGUGAACAACACAACCUUGAAGUUGCUGAGCUUCGGGGACAGCUGGAAAUGCGGGGGAAUCUGGCCCAGCCACUGGUAGCAGCACCGAAGAUGACCAAAAUAGACAUUGGGGAUCCAAACCUGGCUUCAGAAAUCGAAAACUUGGAGCUUUAUAAUAUAGAUCUUCAGUCUCAAGCAGCACAGUUAAACCAUGAAUUGUCCCAGACGAAGUUACGAGAGCAAGAACUCCAGCAACGAAUUGAAGUACUGGAAUACCGAAUAAGAAACCCGUGCAGCAAUGAAACUCCUCCACUAAGCCCUGCAGGCUCCCAGUCUUCCCAUGGAGAUGGACCAUUAUUAAGGGAACCUACUGAAUUUGAGUAUUUAAGGAACAUUUUGUACGAAUACAUGAUGGGAAAAGAAACAAAAACAUUAGCGAAGGUGAUAGCCACAGUAGUACGGUUCUCGGACGAACAGACCAGAAAUAUUCUUGCCAAAACAGACUCAUCAAUGGGAUGAAAGCAACUUAUGGAACAACUAAGACCUGGCUGUCACCAUGAAAACCUAAUUACAGAUCCAGUUACUUCCACCAUUCUCGUUAAAUCCACAGAACUUUGAAGAAUGUAUUAACUUCACACAGUACAUUACCACAGAGAAUUAUUCAGGAGGGCUGAUGUUGAAUACUAAGUAUUACAUUUAAAGUGAUAUGGAAAUCCUAAGUGUAGUCUCUUCAAAUGGUGUGCCUCGGAACACCUACUAGCCUCCAUGCUAGGUACACAGUGAAAAGGACAAUUCAAGUGAGCUUCAGUAGAUCGCGAUUGCGUUGGAUGAACAUACAAUAUGACAAAACCAAAAGCUGAUCCUGGUUUGGAAAAUGCUUAUAGUCACACAUCUGGACCCGUGCUGAAACUUUCACAGAGGAAUGUGCCUUGAGGUAAUUUAGUACAUUGGAAAUUGAGGAAAAUCACUUAACUUGCCAUAGCAGCUUCAAAGAAAGAUGAAGUGUAUAGCAUACAACAGUCGAUUUAGUGGAAUUAUUUUUUAUUGAUGAAGAAUUUGUUAAUUUAAUAUAAAGAAGCUCGCUAAUAUUUUCAUAUAUAUAUAUAUACAUAGCUCCAAAAUAUGACAUUUAUUUUUGUGUGUAAAGUGGAAUUUUAUAAAAAUACCCAGCAUCCCGAUUGACUUAAUGGGUUAGCUUAGUAGAAUCUGCUUGUCAUUAGAGCAGUUGUACUGAAACGUAUGUCUGGUCUGAUCCACAAUUUAAACAACAACUUGUUAAUCAGCAGUCUGCGUCACUAAACAUUCCAAUCCUUAUAUCCGCAACAUCUAAAUAAUUGAUUAUUUCUGUAUCAUGGUUUGAUUAAACAGAACCAAACAGAUGCACAAUGGACAGCCGCUAUUCCCCUAAUGGAGACAAGAAAAUUCAAUUAAUUUUUUUUAGCAAUAAAUAUCCCAGUAUUCAAACUGAAAGGAAUUUUGUUUUAGCCAAGUUUCACCUAUGUAGAGUACUUCCUUGAAAUUUUUUCAAAAGUGGCUCAUUUAGCCACUUUGCCAAAUUAGCCAUUUGCUAAUUUUUAUACAAUGGACAGAGCAAGCCCUGUAUCAUUCAUCAGGUAACAUAUUAAAAAAGAGAUCAAUUGAUCAAGCCCAAUUGACUUGCAUUGUGGAAAUGUGUGCAACACCAUAUGACUGACUACAGGAAGAGGUGGACAUGUUCCGGAACAGACCGAUCAAGACUGGGCAACAUCACAAAAAUUAGCAAACAAUAAUUUAUCAUUUAUUUUUUCUUUAAAAAAACAUGUAUAAAUUAAAAAAUACAAUUGUAA